Molecule: messenger RNA, 1599 nt
Organism: Phlebotomus argentipes
Lineage: Eukaryota; Metazoa; Arthropoda; Insecta; Diptera; Psychodidae
Gene: Prim2
Product: DNA primase large subunit
Exons: 1
Coding region: 28-1599 (523 amino acids)
Biological process (GO): DNA replication, synthesis of primer
Cellular component (GO): alpha DNA polymerase:primase complex
Source: RefSeq, a predicted model, not a curated record
AGUGUUUUGAUUCGUGCUGAAAGGAAAAUGGAUUUCCAGAAAAAACCCCGUCGUUUGGUAGAAAUCCACCCCGAGGUGGAAAAUCUUGAAAGCCUCUAUCCCACCAAUGUCAGCAUGUAUCGUCUGCCUCCCACAUCGGAAGUGAGUAUCCAAGAAUUUGAGGAAAUGGUGUUGGACAGGCUGCGUCUCCUCAGAAUCCUAGAAUUGAGUUCUCUCAAGGAGUUCAAGUCUCACAGCCAAGAGUGGCGGAACUUUGUGAUGACGGAAUUGAAUGUGGCCGGCCUCAAGGGAUACGUGAAAUUGAUUCAAGGCGGUUCCGGACAGAAAGAAAGUGUUCUUCAAGCUCGUCGUCGAGAUUACAUCUCACAUUUUCUGUUACGACUGGCAUACUGUCGUUCUCAGGAUCUGCGGAAGUGGUUCAUGGCACGUGAAACUGAACUAUUCAAGCUGAAGUUCUCUCAUCUCAGUCCGGAUGGGGUGGCCGAGGUCCUCAAAGUCCACAAUCUCCAUUACUACGAAGUGUCAGCCAAGGAGAAGGAUCACUUCAAGGCCUCCAUAGCAGCUUGCACGUUCUACGGGAGUGUGUCUUCUGUGGAGAAUGGGAAGUACUUCAAAGUGCCUUUCACCAGUGUGCCAGAUCUGUUCAACACUGGCAGAUGCUAUCUGCACAGAGGAGCGGCUUUUGUCAGUGCCUUGGACAUCGGUUCAGUCGUCGCGACAGACUUCAAGAAAGUGUUGGAGGAUGGUUUGAUGGCAGUCGCCGAAAUAACUUCCGAGGUUGACAAUGACGAAAGAGUGUACAACAUUAUUCGGAACCUCCACAAGUCCUACAUAGGGAAGGAUUAUGCCACUGGAGCGGCAGGAAAUGUAUCCAUUCACCAGAUCGAUGAUCUCUCCAAGAAGUCUUUUCCACUCUGCAUGAGGGUCAUGCACGAACACCUCCGAUCAACGCACACCAUGAAGCACGACGGCCGGCUGCAGUACGGCUUGUUCCUUAAAGCCAUCGGGAUGACAUUGGAGGACGCCUUGCGCUUCUGGGAAGAUGAAUUCACACGUGUGAUCACAGCUGAAGCCUUUCAGAAAAAUUACCGGUACAACAUUCGCUACAAUUAUGGCAAGGAGGGCAGUCGCAGGAAUUUCACGGCCUACGGAUGCAGCAAGAUUAUGAACACACUGCCUAUUGCGCCUCAAGUGCAUGGCUGUCCAUUCCGAAAUCUCAAGGAGAGUCGCUUGAGGGAGAAACUACUGUCCUAUGGCGUCUCUCGUUCCCACACCGAAGAGAUCACAGGCAUUGCCCGCUCUGGGAACUUCCAGGAAGCCUGCAAGCGUUACUUCGAGAUCUCCCACGAUGUUCAGCUCGCGAUGAGCUUCAGUCAUCCCAACAAGUACUUCGAGGACAGUCAGAAUAUCAUCAGAAGCCGGAAGCAGGGGAAAUCUGAACCCGUGAAAGUGAAGACAGAGGCUGAGAAGCUCAUGGACGACGAUGAGAAACUCUGGGAAGAUCCAAGCAAAGAGGCUGAAGUGAACCUCCCAGAUCCGCUGAUGACACAGACUCAAGACUUGGCAGCAUUAUCCAUGGAUUGGGAUGCUACUUUCUGA